AUGAGCAGCGUCCAUGCUGCCGGAUCUGCCACAGAGACCCAGACUCAGCCACUUGACGCAACACCCGACCAAGUCGAACAGCCCGCUUCAACAACCACUACCAACACGGGCGAGGCCCUCGGCGAUGGCGUCGCUGGGCCAUCUACGGCAUCCCUGGACACCGAAGGGCGUGUCAAUGGCGCGGAGAAAGCAGCAACGGCCAAGGAACCGACCAUCGGGCCGGGGGCACUGCAGCCUGGCGAGGGGGUCGUGACGAUGAGCGAGGUAGAGCAUGUCGAGGGGGCGGAUGCGGAGCAGGAGCAGGGCGCGGUCAUAGGAAGCGACGAGUCCGGUCAGUGGACAGAGGAGGAUAGCCACGAGCUGAAGCGCGUCAAGGUGUACGAGCUCAUCGGCUCGCGCUGGGUCGACCAGGGCACCGCGUUCUGCUUCGGCGACUUCCAAGACAACGAGGCGCUGUUGAUCGCUCGCGCGGAGGCCGACUUCAACCAUGUCAUUCUUUCAACCACUAUUCGGACGAACGACGUAUACCAGAGGCAGCAGGACACCCUUAUUGUUUGGACUGAGCCAGAUGGGGUGGAUUACGCGCUCAGUUUUCAGGAUCCCGAGGGUUGUGCGGAGGUAUGGCAUUUCAUUCAGGAGGUGCAACGACAUAUGAGUAACCGAGAAGAUGCGGGAGUCUCCUCUUCACCAAUAUUGGGCCCUGAGCCAUUGGUAUCGACCGCGAACAUCAUUCGCUCUGGCCACCUACCGCAGCCUCAACUAGGCAUCAUUGGUGAGAUUGAACGUGCGAUCAAGUCUCUGGCGCGCACGAACGCCAUCAAGGAGCGCAUAUGUGAGUACAUUCAAACUGAGGACUAUAUAAAGUCAAUGAUCAAUGUCAUGAACCAGGCAGAAGAUCUGGAGAGUCUGGAAAAUCUACAUGCUCUAUGCUCGUGUAUGCAAACCAUCCUUAUGCUCAACGACCACAGCCUCUACGAACAUAUCCUGGAGGACGACAUCUUCUUGGGUGUCGUCGGAAUGCUCGAAUACGACCCUGAGUUCCCAACUCAUAAAGCCAACUAUCGCGAGUUCCUGCACCAGACCUCGCGCUUCCACCAGCCUGUCCCUCUUCGUGACGAAACGAUCCAGAAGAAGGUCCAUCACACCUACAGACUGCAGUUCCUCAAGGACGUGGUCCUUGCUCGUGCCAUUGACGAUUCGACGUUCAACGUCCUUAACUCCUGCAUCAUCUUCAACCAGAUCGACAUCAUAAAUCACGUCCAGAACGACCCUGCGUUCCUACUCGAGGUCGUAUGCACAUUCUUGGACGACAAUAUGAUCGAGUUGUUGGGCCUGGAACCUCUGCGCAAGGUGCAUCCACAGGAUUUGGAGAACGACAAGGACAAGAUGGACGUCGAUCAGGCGCAGGAGCGGUCUCCCAGUGGCGUUCCGUAUCCCAAUGGGACUACCGCUGACGGUGUGUGUCGCCCACGGCCGUGUACGGAGGAGGAAGUCGUUCAGGCCCGAGAGAUCAUCUUCCUCAUCCAACAGCUCUGCGUCAUGGGGAAGAAUGUCCAGCUUCCCGCCCGAAUGGCUUUGUUCCGUGCUUUGGUCGAUCGCGGGAUCUUGUUCGGCGUGCAGUGGGCUAUGUCUCAACCGGAGUCGGAGGAGCAGGGACGCCAGAUGAUCUCCGCUGCUGGCGAGAUUCUAACGGCUUUGCUCGAUCAUGACUUGAAUGGCGUACGAGGACAUGUACUGAAACAGGUCGUGGCAGCAGAGAGGGAGAAGUCGAUGGGCAAGAAGGUGCCGGAGAGGGAGACGAUGCUGUUCUUGAUGUGCAGGGUACUCGUCAAGAGCCGGGAUCUGGCGGUACAGAGCCAGCUCGGUGAAUCCCUCAGGACGCUGUUGGAAACGCAGCAGGACCCGCCGGAUGUACACCCGAUGGCUGGUAUUAAAUUCUUUCAGCGUAACAAGGAUGAACCUGGCGUUGAGCGCUUCCUUGACAAUUUCUACAAGUUCUGCAUCGAGACCUUGUUCCGGCCAUUCGGUGAUAUUCCCGAGUUCAGGACGCUUACAGGCAGGUUGUACAUUCGCUCGAGGUCAUCCUAUGUUGACAGUUGUGUAGAACCGCGACUCACGAUGUCGAGGGAACGGACUAACCUAUUCUUGUAUCUGUGUGACCUGCUGUCUAUGUUUACGCUACAACAUUCCUUCCGCAUCCAUUUCUUCAUCCUCUCCUCGAACAUCGCGACGCGCGUAGCCUCUCUGUUGACCGCCAGAGAUAAACAUCUCAGAUUAGCCGCCUUCCGAUUUUUCCGGGCAUGUGUCAAGCUCAACAACCAGAACCUAUUCAACUAUCUUCUCAAGCACGAUAUCUUCCAGCCUAUCCUUGAUCUUACUGCUGAAGAGUCGCGGAGGGACACACUCCUUAGCGCGUCAUGUCAGGAGCUCUUCGAACACAUGCGCAAGGAGAACAUGAAGGAGGCAAUUAACCAGUGCAUGAUCAUGUACGAGGCCAAAGUACGGACACUAGCCGAGAAUCCCUUGCUUGGCCCCCGGUUCCAGAAUUUUAUUCGCCGCUGGGAGAUGAACAACGCGCCCCCACCCGAGGAAGAGAAGAAGACUGAGGCUCCAAUACCAAACGGCGCUCGGCGCUGGGGUCAGGGUCGCUUUCCCGAGGCGGAGGAAGAAGACUACUUCAAUACCGACGACGACGAGGACAUCGUGCCCGUCAUGUCUUCACCACCACCCAAUCCCCGCAGCAAUACGCUGAAGCGGAAACGCACCACCAUGAUGCGGAGACAGCAACCUCCACAUACAUCCGCCGCUCCGUCGCAGCCACUCAGCGCGCUUGUUGCAUACGAUGACAACGACGACGUCGACGGCACCGAGAGCUUUGAUGUCCGCCUCCCGCAGGCUGAUGAGCCUCCUGCGUUGUCUUCGCCAUCAAUACCACGCAAACUUCCCGAAACGACCAGCAGUUACUUCCCUACCACCGACGAACCGCCCGCUAGCCCGCGGAUGUCCCACAAACAGAUCCCGCCUAAGCCCUUGGUCUCACAACCAGGGGAUGAACAGGACGAUCUCUUGGAGCACAUAUUCAACAACUCGCGACCGUCAUCACCCUCGCCCAGCAGUAAACCCCCAGAACUUGGCGCGAAGAGGCGACGAGAUGACGACGACGACGAGCUGCUUGAGCGGUUGGCUACGAGGUCGAAGCGCCCAAGUAUAUCGCAGAGUCCGGAGAAGGAGAAGUCAGAUCCUCCACCCAUCGCAGGCAGGGUUGGCCCUACGAAAGCGGCUGAGGAGGGCCCCAAGAAGAUCAAGCUGAAGUUCGGCGUGGUUGGUGCGGCUGUGGCAGCAUCACCGUCUACGGAGCCUGCACCUUCAGAUCCUGGCACGAAGGAAGGGGACAAUGGCUAG
Rhodofomes roseus is the source of this 3402-nucleotide messenger RNA. RefSeq names its product component of IIS longevity pathway SMK-1-domain-containing protein. Gene Ontology annotation, cellular component: protein phosphatase 4 complex; nucleoplasm. NCBI's taxonomy places the organism in Eukaryota, Fungi, Basidiomycota, Agaricomycetes, Polyporales, Fomitopsidaceae. Bases 1 to 3402 code for a protein of 1133 amino acids. The transcript has 10 exons. The record is from RefSeq and is a predicted model, not a curated record. Gene Ontology annotation, biological process: DNA damage response; protein dephosphorylation. Gene Ontology annotation, molecular function: protein phosphatase activator activity.